This is a messenger RNA of Lepus europaeus (European hare), 945 nucleotides long. Its product is annotated as olfactory receptor 8H1-like. Gene Ontology annotation, biological process: sensory perception of smell; G protein-coupled receptor signaling pathway. Gene Ontology annotation, cellular component: membrane. Gene Ontology annotation, molecular function: G protein-coupled receptor activity; olfactory receptor activity; odorant binding. The coding region runs from base 1 to 945 and encodes 314 amino acids. The transcript has a single exon. Lineage: Eukaryota; Metazoa; Chordata; Mammalia; Lagomorpha; Leporidae. The record is from RefSeq and is a predicted model, not a curated record.
AUGGGUAGAAGAAAUAACACGAAUGUGUCUGAAUUCAUACUUAUGGGAUUGACAGACGCUGCAGAGAUCCAGCUGCUCCUCUUUGUGCUAUUUCUGGUGAUGUACUUCGUUACUGUGCUGGGGAAUGUGGGGAUGAUAUUGAUAAUCCGCCUGGAUCUCCAGCUCCACACCCCCAUGUAUUUUUUCCUCACUCACCUGUCCUUUCUGGACCUCAUUUACUCAACUGUCAUCACACCCAAAACUUUAGAGAAUUUGCUGACUUCCAACAAAUAUAUUUCAUUCACAGGCUGCUUCACACAGAUGUAUUUCUUUGUCUUCCUGGCUGCUGCUGAGUGUUUUCUGCUCUCCUCAAUGGCCUAUGAUCGCUAUGUAGCUAUCUGCAAUCCUCUGCACUAUGCAGUUAUUAUGUCUCCAGGACUCUACCAUGCCCUCGUCACUGGGUCCUAUAUGAUUGGUUUAAUGGAUUCCUCUGUCAACAUGCUUUGUAUGAGCAGAUUGAACUUCUGUGACUCCAAUGUGGUUCAUCACUUUUUUUGUGAUUUAUCCCCAAUCCUUACCAUGUCCUGCACUGACACAUAUGACAUUGAAAUAAUUAUAUUCAUUUUUGCCGGUGCUACCUUAAUAAUGUCCCUUAUGACAAUAGCUGUGUCCUAUAUAUCCAUUCUCUCCACCAUCCUGAAAAUAAAUUCCACUUCAGGAAAGCAAAAAGCCUUCUCUACCUGUGCCUCCCAUCUCCUGGGAGUCACCAUAUUUUACGGCACCAUGAUUUUCACUUACUUAAAACCAAGUAAGUCCUACUCCUUGGGAAAGGACCAAGUGGCUUCUGUUUUUUACACUAUUGUGAUCCCCAUGCUCAAUCCACUCAUUUACAGUCUUAGGAACAAAGAAGUGAAGAAUGCUCUUUAUAGAGUUAUGCAGCGAGAUGCCUUCAGGCAAUUAAAAUAG